Molecule: messenger RNA, 1842 nt
Organism: Myotis lucifugus (little brown bat)
Lineage: Eukaryota; Metazoa; Chordata; Mammalia; Chiroptera; Vespertilionidae
Product: probable C-mannosyltransferase DPY19L4
Exons: 13
Cellular component (GO): nuclear inner membrane
Molecular function (GO): mannosyltransferase activity
Source: RefSeq, a predicted model, not a curated record
ACUUAUUUUGGGAUAUUGUGAAAAUACCUUCAUCUCUGGAGAAGAACUCAUUAGUUUAUCAAUAAGACUCUGAAAGCACAUGUUGAAGGUGGAACCGAUAUUGUCUUUUUUGUUUGUAGGAAAGACAGUUUUGUGAUGAGUGCUAAAAUAAUUAUGAAAAUAGUUAUCUUUGGUACUAAUAGGUCUUUGUGUGACUUUUACCUUAGUAUAAUAAAAGUUAAUCAUUUGGGAUACAGACAGAAAGAUUUGAUACACAUUGCAAUAACUUUUCAAAUAUUUUAAGGACCAUCUAUAGAACUGCGCCAAAGAAAAAAGCCAAAAUCUUCAGAAAAUAAAGAAUCUGCCAAAGAAGAGAAAAUUGAUGACACUCCAGUUCCUGAAAGAGCUCCAAAACAUGUAUUAUUUCAGCGCUUUGCAAAGAUUCUCAUUGGCUGUCUUGCAGCAGUUACUAGCGGUAUGAUGUAUGCUCUCUAUUUGUCAGCGUACCAUGAGCGGAAAUUCUGGUUUUCCAACAGGCAGGAGCUUGAACGAGAAAUCACAUUCCAGGGUGACAGUGCCAUUUAUUACUCUUAUUAUAAAGAUAUGUUAAAGGCACCUUCAUUUGAAAGAGGUGUUUAUGAACUGACACAUAAUAACAAAACUGUAUCUCUGAAGACUAUAAAUGCAGUGCAACAAAUGUCUCUAUAUCCAGAACUUAUAGCCAGUGUUUUAUACCGAGCAACUGGUAGCAACGAGAUUAUUGAGCCAGUAUAUUUCUAUAUUGGUAUUGUUUUUGGAUUGCAAGGAAUAUAUGUUACCGCUUUAUUUGUUACAAGUUGGCUUAUGAGUGGAACCUGGCUAGCAGGAAUGCUUACUGUUGCAUGGUUCAUUAUUAACAGGAUGGAUACAACAAGAAUUGAAUACUCCAUUCCUUUAAGAGAAAACUGGGCACUACCAUAUUUUGCAUGCCAAAUUGCUGCACUUACCGGCUAUUUAAAAAGCAACUUAAAUACUUAUGGAGAGAGGUUUUGCUACUUAUUGAUGAGUGCUUCAACUUACAUGUUUAUGAUGAUGUGGGAGUACAGCCACUACCUCUUGUUUCUUCAAGCAAUAUCUCUGUUUUUGCUAGAUAAUUUUUCACUGGAGCAAAGUGAUAAGGUUCAUGAAGUUUAUAAAAUCUAUAUAUUUUCUCUGUUUCUGGGAUAUUUACUGCAGUUCGAGAAUUCAGCUUUAUUGGUGUCUCCUUUAUUAAGUUUAGUAGUAGCCUUAAUGCUUGUUAAGUGCCUUCAGCUAAAUGUGAAGAAAAGAACUUUCGUAGCUAAAAUAAUGAAAUUUAUUAAUUUUUAUUUGGUGUGUACUCUGACAGUGACAUUGAAUAUUAUAAUGAAGACAUUUGUCCCACACAAAGAAAAUGGGCACAUGCUGAAAUUCCUUGAAGUGAAACUUGGACUAAAUAUGACUAAGAAUUUCACAAUGAAUUGGCUCCUAUGUCAAGAAUCCCUACAGGCACCAUCUCAAGAAUUUUUUUUGCGAUUGACACAGUCUUCUUUACUUCCUUUCUAUAUUUUAGUGUUAAUUAUUUGUUUUCUUUCUAUGAUGCAAGUUAUUUUUAGGAGAAUUAAUGGUGAGUCCCUGAAAGAAACUGUUACUCUUGAAGAUGGGCGAAUUGGAGAAAGGCCAGAAAUAAUUUAUCAUGUGAUUCACACUAUUUUUUUUGGUUCUCUUGCAAUGAUUAUAGAAGGCUUGAAAUACCUCUGGACUCCUUAUGUGUGCAUGUUAGCAGCAUUUGGUGUUUGUUCUCCUGAACUUUGGACGACGCUUUUCAAGUGGCUUCGAUUACGAACUGUACACCCAGUGUUGUUG